Paramacrobiotus metropolitanus is the source of this 1973-nucleotide messenger RNA. RefSeq lists its product as uncharacterized. The record is from RefSeq and is a predicted model, not a curated record. The transcript has 3 exons. NCBI's taxonomy places the organism in Eukaryota, Metazoa, Tardigrada, Eutardigrada, Parachela, Macrobiotidae. The coding region runs from base 225 to 1973 and encodes 582 amino acids.
UCUUCUGAAGCCAAACGAGACACGCGCGGUCGUCGACUCCUUCGAAUCCUGGUGUGACGCGUUCGCGGUGUUUAUGGCAUACCGGAUCAGCGUUAUUCCGCAAGUCGCCGCUGCCAUGUGCCGAUACUUGUCGCUGAUAGCAGCGUACGUCCGGCGUGGGGUUCCUACAGCCCACUGGCUGGAGUACGACCGCCAGUUCCGGUCCCUGAUGGCAGGACAUCCAUAUGAGUACGAUAUGUGGGCUCGGCAGCACGACGACACCUAUACUGAUUAUAUCCAGAACGCCGUCCCGGAAGAGGGCACUAGCGACAGCGGAGCCGCGCAGGGAGCGAAGAAAUCGGCCGCCCCAUCGGACAAGUGUCGAAACUGCGGACAAGCGGGACACUUUAUCGCCCAGUGUCCGUACCCGCGCAAAGGCCAAGUGGGGUACCAGCAGCCCUUUCGCCCUGCCCCAGCAGUGGGGGGCGAAGUCUGCCGCAACUACAACCGAUUUAACUGCGCCGAACCCUGUAGUGCUGGACGCCUCCACGUCUGCGAGCGGUGCCACGACAAAGACCACAAGUCCCCACAGUGCAAAUACGGUGCUCGGUGAUCAGGUGACAGUGCCCGAAAAAGCUCAGACGCCCUUGCGUGCUGAGGCUUUUGAGAGACUGCUCGCUGAUCACCCCGACGCUCACCUUCGCCGUUUUAUUUCCGACACACUACGCCUGGGUGCCGACAUUCGCUAUCGAGGCCCACAGCUUUCCCGCAAGACGCCUAACUCGCAGUCUGCACGCAUUCACCAGUAUGCGCUGCUCCAAAGUGUUCAGAAAGAAGUUGACUUGGGUCACUCAGUUGGCCCUUUCCCGACGCCACCAUUCCCGCACUUCGUGGUCAACGCUCUCGGGUGCCGGCCGAAGAAAGACGGCGGUCACCGCACCAUAAUGGACCUUUCCCAACCGUCGGGCAGCAGCGUCAACGAUCACAUUGACGGCCGUGAAAUGCCACUGCAGUACUGCUCCGUGGACGACGCCGUUCGACUAGCGUCUUCCGCGGGCAGAUACGCCAUCAUGGGAAAAAUGGACAUAAAGUCCGCGUUUCGGCUGAUACCCGUGCGGCGGGCCGACUGGAACCUCCUGGGAUACUGUUUAAAUGGUAAGUACUAUUUCGACAUAGUAUUACCAUUCGGUUGCCGCUCCUCGCCCUAUAUCUUUGAGUUCUUCUCCGCCGCUGUUCACUGGUGCGUAGUAAAGAAAUCCAGACUACCGUCCAUGCUGCACUACGUGGACGACUACCUGUUCGUCGGCUCUCCGGGCACCGACGAUUGUUCGACUUUGAUGACGGCGAUGCGGGAAGUGUGCGAGGAGCUUGGUGUCCCCCUGGCGCUCGACAAAACCGAGGGACCCGCUACUCGCCUGAUUUUUCUGGGCAUCGAAAUCGACUCCGACGCGCAAACACUCAGCUUACCGGCCGGGAAGCUGCAAGAAAUCAAGGCAACCCUCGAGCGAUGGCACGAAAGGUCAAGCUGCACGCUGACAGAACUGCAGAGCCUGAUCGGAACACUGACGUUCGCCUCGAAAUGCCUGUACACAGACGCGUCCGCCACGCUAGGACUCGGAGCAUUCUGCGAAAAUGAGUGGUUCCAAUCUAGGUGGCCGGAGUGGCUGUUGCAGGCAGCACCGUCGAUUGAGUACCUUGAAAUGGUGCCCAUUCUACUUGCCGUCCUUGCAUGGGCUCACUUGCGCUCCAGCAGCCCGGGCGUUCUCGACCUAAUGCGUCGCAUGACCUGGGCAGCGGCUACGAAUAAUUUAACGUUGACACUGAAGCACGUUCGAGGCGUUGAUAAUGGCAUCGCUGACGCGCUCUCUCGCUUUCAGAUGGAGCGGUUCCGAGCGCUCGCUACUGCAGCAGCUCCAAAGGCGAUCACGUUUCCGGAUAUAUUUCCGGACCUGCGCAGCACGUUCCGCCCAACUCCACGCUGCACAGGCUCCUAA